AUGGCGAAGUUCCAGUUCAGCAAUGUCUACCUCAUCAGUUUCAUAGCCACGCUGGGAGGCUUGAUGCAGGGUUUCGAUGUUGCUUCCAUGUCCGCCAUCAUUGGCACCAAGCAGUACAAGACAUACUUCAACAAGCCUGGAUCCACCUUGCAGGGAGGGAUCACGGCCUCUAUGGCUGGGGGCUCGCUACUGGGAUCCAUCGCUACGAACUUGACGGGUGACCGCUUCGGACGUCGAGAUUCGCUCGCUAUAGGAUGUGUGAUCUGGAUCAUUGGCUGUGCGGUUAUGGCCUCUGUGCAAAACGUUGCGCAGCUGAUCGUGGCGAGAUUGAUCAAUGGUUUUGCUGUUGGUAUCUUCUCUUGCCAGGCGCCGCUAUUCAUCGCCGAGAUCAGCAAGCCGAAUCGUCGUGGUCGCCUUAUUGCGUUCCAGAAUUGGAUGAUCGCGUGGGGUACACUGAUUAUCUACUUCAUCUCAUACGGCACCUCGUUCGUUGAAGGGAAUGCCUCCUUCCGCAUUCCAUGGGCGCUCCAAGUCGUGCCCGCGAUUGCGAUGCUGGCGUGUAUCCCAUUUAUGCCUCGGUCGCCGCGAUGGCUUGCGAGCAAAGAUCGUUGGGAAGAAGCACACGAUGUUCUGGCCAGCCUCCAUGCAAAAGGCAACAGGCUGGAUCCUUUGGUCCUAGCAGAAUUGAAUCAGAUCAAGGAGAAGAUUUUCCAAGAGCGAGACUACGGCAGCACUUCCUGGCUCGAACUCUUCAAGCGUCGAAACAUCAUGCGAACGCAAGCCGCUGUUUGCGCUCAUCUCUGGAGUCAAUUUUCGGGAAACAACGCACUCAUGUACUACAUCGUGUACAUCUUCCAAAUGGCCGGCAUCAACGGCAACCGCGGCUUGAUCUCUGGAGCCAUCCAGUACUGUAUCAGCGUUGGGGUGCAAGUCAUCUCCUUCACAUACAUGGACCAUUAUCGCCGUAGGUGGGCACUCAUGGCUGGCUCAGCUCUCUUGGCAACCUGGCUUUUCGCCGCUGCUGGGUUGAUGGCUAACUAUGGCCAUGCUGUGCCUGGUGGCUUGAAUGGUGUGCCCAGUGUGACCUGGGUCGUGGACUCCAAUGCAGCCUCGAAGGCGGUAAUUUCCUGCGCAUACCUCUUCGUGGCAAGUUAUGCACUAACAUGGGGGCCAAUCGGUUGGGUCUAUCCCUCAGAAGUGCUGCCAAUGUACAUUCGAAGCAAAGUCACUUCCGUUGGGGUUGGUGUGAACUGGAUCGGCAACUUUGCCUUGACCUUCUUCACUCCCCCGGCCUUCCAGAACAUCCAGUGGCGGACAUUCAUCAUCUUCGCCGUCUUCAACGUCACCAGUUUCUUCCACGUCUUCUUCUUUUUCCCGGAGUCGAAGCAGAAGACCCUUGAAGAAAUGGACGAUGUCUUCGCUCAGAGCAUUUGGGCUUUCAAGAUCAAGUACACGAGCAGCAAGCUCAAAGAUGACGUGGAGUAUGUCAAGAAGGACGUCAACGCUGCGGCGGCGGAAAUCGAGGCAGAGGUCGAGGAUGUUGAGCCGAAGCGUGACUCUGUGGUUUGA
This is a messenger RNA of Zasmidium cellare ATCC 36951, 1569 nucleotides long. RefSeq lists its product as uncharacterized. Gene Ontology annotation, biological process: transmembrane transport; carbohydrate transport. NCBI's taxonomy places the organism in Eukaryota, Fungi, Ascomycota, Dothideomycetes, Mycosphaerellales, Mycosphaerellaceae. Gene Ontology annotation, molecular function: carbohydrate:proton symporter activity. The transcript is spliced from 9 exons. The coding region runs from base 1 to 1569 and encodes 522 amino acids. Gene Ontology annotation, cellular component: membrane. The record is from RefSeq and is a predicted model, not a curated record.